Phialemonium atrogriseum is the source of this 1056-nucleotide messenger RNA. Its product is annotated as isochorismatase family protein YddQ. The transcript is spliced from 2 exons. The record is from RefSeq and is a predicted model, not a curated record. Lineage: Eukaryota; Fungi; Ascomycota; Sordariomycetes; Cephalothecales; Cephalothecaceae. Bases 300 to 881 code for a protein of 193 amino acids.
CACUAUACGACACACCACGACACACCACGACACACCAUGCAUAUCAUGAAGGCGCCUAAAGAUCUGAGUCCUACAGAAGAUGACCUUUCCGUAAGAGGGAAAUAGUUCGCCCGGAACCAAGCCACUCUCUGCAUUGCACCUUAACUCGUGACAAAUACUGACUAAGCCCCAAAUGCCAACGCGGGCUAUAAGAAGCGGGCGGGCAGCCAAGCUCAUGUUCUCGUUUCGAUGAAAACGUGUAACUCACCGAGCGCCACGAUUCCUCCGACCCAUCGCCAUCAUCAUCAUCAUAUCCCACAAUGAGCCCCGCCCUCUCCUUCCGCCAGAUCGUCGGCGCCCCGCCCUCGACGGCGUCGACGGCCGACAGCACGCUGGUGAUCAUCGACGCGCAGAACGAGUACGCCGAGGGCGCGCUACGCGUCAGCAACGUGGCUGCGUCGCGGGCAGCGAUUGCGGGUCUCCUGAACAGGUACCGCGCUGCCGGGGGUAGGGUCGUCCACGUCGUCCACGAUACACCCGCUGGUGCGCCGGUCUUCACGCCCGGGACUAGACUGGCUGAGGAGUUUGAGGAGCUGGCUCCGCUUGAGGGGGAGAAGGUUGUCCGGAAGAAUCAUCCGGGGUCGUUUGCGGGGACGGAUCUGCAGGAGUAUUUGGAUGCUGGGGAGGGAAAGAAGGUUGUCUUGACGGGGUAUAUGGCACACGUCUGCGUCUCCACCACUGCCCGACAGGCGGCUCAGAGAGGGUAUGACGUUCUCGUGGUCGAAGACGCCGUUGGGGAUAGAGAUAUUCCCGGCGUGGAUGCUGCGCAGCUCGUUAAGGUUGCGCUGAGUGAGAUUGGUGAUGCGUUCGGGACCAUUGUUCAGAGCAAGGACAUCAAUUGAUUAGGAGCCAUUCAUCUUGAACGCGUCUGUAGCAGGGGGCCAUGGGAUUAUUUAUGAGUCACGUUGGUUCUAUACUCUAGUUGAGGACGGGUUUCAAGAUUCAAGAUGGCAUUCAUUCAUAGCUGCUCGCACCUACGCCUAUUUGGCAAGUAAUUGAUCACACACAAGCCAGCCC